UUCGUUUCACCAGAUUAAUUGCAUUUUUCUAUCGCUUCCAUCGUAAUCACAAACAAGAAUGGCACCAAAUCCUGAUAUUGGUUGGCAAUUUGGUCAAAUGGUGGGUGAUAAUCGUAAAACAAUACGAUGCAAAUUUUGUGGAAAAGUUAUAACCGGAGGAAUUACAAGACUAAAACAACAUAUUGCACAUGUUACUGGAAAUGUUGAAAUAUGUCACAAAGCUCCUAAAGAAAUAUCAUCAAUGUUAAGAAAACAUCUUCAAGACUCUAAGGCAAGUAGAAGUUCAAUGCAAAGAAAAAAGCAAAUAGCCUUAGAUUCAAUUACACAAAAUACACGCGUAUCAGAAAGUGGUAGUAGUGGUGGAGAUGACAUAGAAGAUAUAGAAAAUCGAGAAUUACAAAAAGCCAUCAAGGAAAGUCGUAAAACAAGAGUCAUUGAGGAGCAAAUGCGUAAUCGCUAUGGUCAAGGAUUUUCUGGUUCUUCAUCUGGCUUAGAUCCUGGUUUGAAAAAGGGGAUGUCUCGAAGCUUUAGUGUAAGAGAGGAUUCUAGAUUACCAUCAAAAGGAAUUGACUCUUUUAUGUUUCCCACAAAACAAAAGAGUCUCAAGAACUGGUUUGGGGCUGAAAAAGUAAAAAAUGUUGGUAAGGCAAUAUCGAAAUGGUUUAUAUAUAAUGCUAUUCCAUUUAAUGCAGCAGAUAGUGGUCCAUACUAUCAAUCCAUGAUAAACACCAUUGCUGAGGCUGGAACAGGAAUAAAAGGCCCCACAGGACGCCAAAUUGGUGGUGUUUAUUUACAAGAGGAGGUGGAUGAAAUAAAUGGAUAUUUGAACACUUUAAAAUCAAAAUGGUCAAAGUAUGGAUGCACAAUAAUGUGCGAUGGUUGGAGCACACACAACAAGCAUCCAAUCAUAAAUUUUAUGAUAUAUUGUGAUCGCAACAUGGUAUUUCAUAGUUCCGUUGAUUGCACCAACAAAGCAAAGACAGCUGAUUUUAUUUUAUCUUUAUUAAAUAAAAUUAUUGACGAAAUCGGAGAGGAAAAUAUUGUGCAUGUAGUCACAGAUAGCGAAGGUGCAAAUAAGGCUGCUGGUGCUAAAUUGAUGAUAGAAAGGCAACAUUUAUUUUGGUCCCCUUGUGCAGCACAUUGUAUUGAUCUCAUGCUAGAAGAUAUUGGUAAGACGACAAAAGUAAAAAAGUGUGUUGAGAAAGCCAAGCAAAUAACGAGCUUCAUAUAUAACAGCGAUAAAGUUGUGAAUUUGAUGAAAACAUUUACAAAUGACCAUGAAUUAUUGAGACCAGGAAUAACCCGAUUUGCGACAGAAUUUAUUUCAAUUGAAAGUCUUGUUCGGCAUUCUUCAGAUUUAAAAAGAAUGUGCACUUCUGGUGAUUGGGAAGCAUACAAUAAUACAAGCAAAAGAAGAAAAGAAGCAGAAAACAUUGCAAGCAUCAUAAUGGAUGGAAGAUUUUGGAAGAGGGCUCGUGAUAUUUGUGCUGCAAUUGAACCAUUAGUAAAAGUUUUGAAAUUAGUUGACCAAGAUCAAAAGCCAACAAUGUCAAUUAUCUAUGAAGCAAUGGAUAGAGCAAAAAUGGCAAUAAAAGAUAAUACCAGAGAUUGGCAAUCAUAUUGGGAUAUUAUUGAUAAUCGAUGGUAUAAUCAAUUACACCAACAUCUACAUGCGGCAGCAUAUUUCCUUAAUCCGUUACUUCAAUAUUCUGGAACUUGUGUUUAUAAUGAUGAAGUUAAACGCGGAUUAAAGGUUGUAAUUAAGAGAUUGGAACCAGACUUAAAUGCACAAGCUUCAGCCAUUAGUGAGAUUAAAUUAUUCACAGACCAGAUAGGUGAAUUUGGGUCUCCAGUAGCAAAAAUGGCAAUAAAAAAAAGUCUCCCAGCUGAAUGGUGGAGCGAUUAUGGUGAAGAUGCCCCACACCUUCAAAAAAUUGCAAUAAAAGUUCUAAGUCAAACAUGCUCAUCUUCAGGAUGUGAAAGAAAUUGGAGUACAUGGUCUCUUAUACACACAAAGCUUCGUAAUCGCUUGGCUAUCAAAAAGUUGCACAAAUUAGUUUAUGUUCACUAUAAUAUGCGGCUUAGGAUACGAAACAUGAUGCGCAAACAAGAAGAUGAUGAUUUUUACAGCCUGAUAGACCUUAAUCAUAUUUUUCAUGAUGAUGACAUCUUAAAUGAAUGGACAAGAGAUAAUGAACCGCCAGUUUUAGAAGAUGAUGAUUUGGCAUGGUUAGAUCAAGCACUUCGAGCAUCAGAUGCUGAAGAAUACAACACAACUACAAGUGUUCAAAGUCAUUCAAGAAAGAAGAAUAAAGGAAAAGAAGUUUUAUCAAGAGAUGAUAGUGAAGAUAGUGAUGAAAGUGACGAUAGUGAUGAUAGUGAUGAUUCAAAUGAUGGAAAUGAUCAACAAAGCCAUGGUGAGCAUCAUGUUCAUCAAAGUCAUCAAGAUGAUCAACAUGACACAGGUAUGACAUGGGCACGAGGUCAUGAAAAUUAUUAUGCAACACAAGAUAGUAAUCAUGGGUAUCGACCUGGGAUGGAGAAACAACAUCACUUUUUUACAAGUCUAUCAGAAUCUGCUGAUGCCAAAGAUAAAGAACAUUCGAUUGGAUCUUCACGACAGCAUAUGAGUGUUGAAGAACAUAUGAAACAUUUGCUUUUGAGAGGGAACCAACAAAUUCCACUAAGAGAUGAUUAUGGAUCAAGAAGUUAUAAUUGGGAGUCUCAGGAUAUUGGGCAUGGUCCAAUUGGAUAUCAAUCAGGUGGAUAUGGAUACUAUAGUAGCAAUCAACCCAGAUAUGAUUCAUAUGACAGAUCAUCUGAUUAUUUACCAUCCUAUACAAGUGCAACUAGACAUCAUGAAUCUGAAGGUUAUUUUGAUAAUGCACAGAAUGCAAUUCCAGAUUAUUCAACAUCUCUUGGGAGCAAUAUCGGACAUCAUAGUCGUGAUCGUGAAUCGUCAAGUGGUACUGGCAGUUCUAUUGGGUAUCAUGGUUUUGGAUAUUACAAUCGUCGUGAUGAAACAUUAUUACAAAGUCAAUCAUCUAAUUCUGAACAUAUUUCAUCAACUCAACCAAAUGAAUAUCCAUAUGGACAAUUUAAUCCAAAUUUAUAUCAACGCUCAUAUGUUGGAGAUCAAUUUAAUCAAUAUGGUACUCAAGGAGAAUAUAAUGAAGAUUUUGUUCCUCCCCGUCACUCUUCGUGGUAUUAGCUUUGAUUAGGUAUAAUUAUCAUUGUAUUUUUUUUCAUCAUGUUAUAUUAUUGUAGGAUAAUUAAGUACUAAUGUAUUGAUUUUGUAUGGCUUCAUGUAUUUUAUUUUUUAUUACCAGUUCUCUAAUUUUUUUAUGAUUUUUUGAUAAAUCCGUGCCGCGACCGUUCCGCGAAAUGAUAUUGGAACUGGAAC
Molecule: messenger RNA, 3403 nt
Organism: Zingiber officinale
Lineage: Eukaryota; Viridiplantae; Streptophyta; Magnoliopsida; Zingiberales; Zingiberaceae
Exons: 6
Coding region: 59-3211 (1050 amino acids)
Molecular function (GO): protein dimerization activity; DNA binding
Source: RefSeq, a predicted model, not a curated record